GAGGAAGAAGGUUAAAAAAAAAAAAAGAAAAGAAAAUUGACCUUUGAGUGCUAAACAGCAGGUGGAGAGCUAAAAACCAGGCAGCUCAGGACUCUUCGUGAGCAACGUCAGGAAAAAUGAAAGUGUCAUUGUUUUGGACAAACAUGGCCCAUCUGGCUCGGCUUUGAGCGCAAACACACACAUGAGAGUUUGUUUGCAAAGCGGCGAGAAGGUAAGGCGUCAGAGUAAUGGAGGGCGAAGAGAAGGCGAGGCAGAGCCGCCUAACGGCCCUUCAGGAGCAGCUGGUCUGGGCCCUGCUCGAGUCGGGCCUGUCGAGGGAGGUCCUGAUCCACGCCGUGGGCGAGCUGGAGCGUGACAGGGCCAACGGCAACGACAAAGGAGAGAGGGGCGACGGGGAGAGCUCCGAGGAGGGAGAGAUGGAUUACCCGCCACAGAUAUUCCGAGAUUUGGACAAGCUUCCGCCAGAGGAGGCGUCCAAACUGAGAGCUGAAGUGGAGCGGCUCCUGCAAGAGGACCCCUGGCAUGUUGCAAAAAUGGUGAAAAGCUACAUGCAGCAGCACAAUCUGCCUCAGAGAGAAGUGGUGGAGUCUACAGGACUCAACCAGUCGCACCUCUCUCAGCAUCUCAACAAAGGCACGCCCAUGAAGAACCAGAAGAGAGCCGCACUUUACAGUUGGUAUGUCAAGAAGCAGUGUGAAAUCAGCCAACGUGAGUACAUAGCCGCAAAGACCGCGUUCACAAGGUUGCGUAAGAGUGUAAGUGUAAGAGGAUCUUACCUUUACCUGCUAGAGUUCACCAAUGCCAAACAUGGCUUCAUGUCUGUGGAGGAGCCAGGCGAAGACACCAGGAAGGGUCGGAGGAACAGGUUCAAAUGGGGACCAGCAUCCCUGCAGAUCCUUUUCCAUGCGUACGAACGACAGAAGAACCCCAGCAAGGAGGAGAGGGAAGGCUUGGUGGAGGAGUGUAACAGGGCAGAGUGUCUGCAGAGGGGAGUGUCCCCCUCCCAGCUUGCAGGCCUGGGCUCCAACCUGGUCACUGAAGUUAGGGUCUACAACUGGUUUGCCAACCGCCGAAAAGAGGAAGCCUUCCGACACAAGCUGGCUCUCGACACACCUUUCACCGGCCAAUCUGUUUCUUCGUCCAACCCCAACCUUCCUUCAAGUCCAGAGCUCAGUGUCAAAUACAGCCAUCAAAUCCCAUGUGACACCUUGAAUUCAGUCAGAGGUACUGGAGGUGAAAGUGUUGGCCGCCUUGGAGUGAGUCCUGUCCAACUGGAGCCUAGCCACACACUCCUUGAGAGCCACCAACCCAAACUGGAAUCUAGUGGAGGACCACUGCCCCCUGUGAGCACUCUGACCUCACUGCACAAUAUGUCCUCCUCCUCUGCAUCAUCACAAGGCCUCAUCAUGGCCUCUUUGCCCAGCGUCAUGAGUUUAGGAGAAUCCUCCCUUCUCAUUGGUCUGGCCUCAGCACAACCUCAAACCGUACCAGUCAUCAACAACAUGGGAGGCGGGUUCACCACACUGCAGCCAAUCUCCUUCCAACAGCAGCUUCAUGCCCCUGGCCAGCAGCUAAUGCCGCAGCAGCUCCAGAGUCACAUGGGUGCCGGUUCUUAUUUGCUACCAAGUCACAUGUAUAACAAGAUGGAUUCGCUUCAGUACCCUUCAUCAAGUCUGCUGUCUCAGGCCAUGGUCAUUACGGACAGCCUGGGGACAUUGACUAGCCUCACAUCCGUCAGACAGAUUCUAUCUACAGAUCCUGAGGAACAGACAGACCCUUCAUUGCAGGACAAUUCUUUGCACCUGCAGCCCCAAACACCUGUACCAGCAUCGAGCCAGAGCCCAGAGAUAUAUCCUGCCUCCCAACCAGAGAGCCACCAGUCGCACCUCCUGUCGCCUUCACCAGCAGACAUUAACUCCUACAUUCCAACACAAAUGGUCUCCACUGCACAGUAGGAGAGUUCCAGCAGCCCUUGACCCCACCUUUCUGGUGGCCUCUGACUUCACUUCAGCAAGUUCUGAUGAGGCCACAAGAAGAUAAAAAGUUUAUAAGUGGACACAGAUAUUACAUGAACAAGGAUCACCGUUGGAAAUUAUUUGUUUUUUUUAUACAAACAGAAAAUGAAUGAAAGAAAUUACAUCAGAACAUAUUUAAAUACUUUUUUGUAACCUUGGCAAAUUGUAUUUUGACUUAGAGCUUGUAAACCCAACAUGACAUGCAUUUUAGACCUAUUUCUAACAUUGUUUUUGUGAAAUGUAUACAAAAUAGUAUUAAAGGGCUUGUAAUGACAUUUUUUUUUACUGUUGAUGAUGAGUAAAGAUAUAAACCUGA
Molecule: messenger RNA, 2331 nt
Organism: Nerophis ophidion (straightnose pipefish)
Lineage: Eukaryota; Metazoa; Chordata; Actinopteri; Syngnathiformes; Syngnathidae
Gene: hnf1a
Product: HNF1 homeobox a
Exons: 9
Coding region: 228-1955 (575 amino acids)
Biological process (GO): liver development; pancreas development; insulin secretion
Cellular component (GO): nucleus
Molecular function (GO): RNA polymerase II cis-regulatory region sequence-specific DNA binding; DNA-binding transcription factor activity, RNA polymerase II-specific
Source: RefSeq, a predicted model, not a curated record